Molecule: messenger RNA, 940 nt
Organism: Arachis duranensis
Lineage: Eukaryota; Viridiplantae; Streptophyta; Magnoliopsida; Fabales; Fabaceae
Exons: 2
Biological process (GO): nuclear pore organization
Cellular component (GO): nuclear pore transmembrane ring
Molecular function (GO): protein-macromolecule adaptor activity
Source: RefSeq, a predicted model, not a curated record
UGUGAACAUCUCCUUUUAGCUUUGGAGGAGAGUGAUCCAACAUCUCUUCUACGCUAUCUUGCGUAUCUUGAUCUCUGUAUGGUAUGCGAAAAAAAUGUUGACACUUGGAGGCGUGCAGCAUUUUUUGAAGAAACUGGUGAGACUUACAAAAGAGUAAUCGCUGUGUGCUUGAAGCCACUGGAGCAACUUGCCACAAUAUUUAGUGAAGGCAUGGGAAAUUCUGUUGACAAACCUGCACAGCUAUCGAAUCAGUUAUCCUCUCCAACUGAUCCACGACUUGAUUCAAAGUGCUUAGAACAAUUGCAGCUUCUCCAGCUUUACACGUGGUGUUCAAGGUCUGUUGCCUCACUGACUGCCUGUUCACGCAAAGAAGAUAAGUUUGGGGUUGCUCAGCUCUCUGGGAGUAAUGCUGCCGUAAUUUCAACGUUGAUAUCCUGUCUUCUAGCUGUUGAAAAUUUCAUGGGAAAGAAAACAAACCUGCAGUCCCCGCACCAGCUAUUGGGACCUGCCGGUAUCAGAUGGGCAACAAUGAACGGUGGAAGGGUGGAUGUUUCAUCUGGUAAAAGAAGAAGUGGCCCAGUAAACUCAAAAGCUUAUGUUAUUGCUGAUGUUCUAAGGACUUCAAUAUACCAAAUAGUAUCAGCAUUCCAUGAUGAGAUGUUAGCUGGUGCUAAAGCAAGCCUUCUUGAGAAGGACUGGAUCACCAAUGGGAAACCAGCUUUUGGUACCCGUGAGAUGCUUAUACAAAAGCUACGUCUUUUCCUUGAUUAUAGAGCUACAUAACUUGAUUGUAGUUGUUGGGGUUUGGAUGCCACUUUGUUGGGUUGAUCAAAUAUACUCAUAGGUUGUUGUUAAGUGGAGAUGAAAUAGGACGAAGAGGAUUCAAUUUUGCUGUCCGAAAUUUCAGAGAGGAUAUUAAUGUGUAACGAUUUUUUUUGAA